Messenger RNA from Labrus bergylta (ballan wrasse), 1219 nucleotides. It is a transcript of the gene skic8, whose product is annotated as SKI8 subunit of superkiller complex. Gene Ontology annotation, molecular function: protein binding. Lineage: Eukaryota; Metazoa; Chordata; Actinopteri; Labriformes; Labridae. The record is from RefSeq and is a predicted model, not a curated record. Gene Ontology annotation, cellular component: Cdc73/Paf1 complex.
AGACUGAAAGCGGAAGUUACGCUAAAUGUUGUCAUGGCGUCUCACAUGUAAAUGGUCGAGCUUCAAAAAUCUAAUACACAUCUUUAUUUGGAGAUUUGACGGUUUUCAUCAUCUGGCUGCAAAACUGAACCAGGACCAAAAACAAUGAGCACUCAAUACAGCAUCCUCUUCAAGCAAGAACAUGCUCACGAUGAUGCGAUCUGGACAGCAGCGUGGGGUAGAAGUGAGGCGGACGGGACAGAAACUAUUGUCACUGGUUCCUUAGAUGAUAUGGUGAAAGUCUGGAAAUGGUCAGACGAGAAGCUGGAGCUGCAGUGGACUCUGGAGGGCCACCAGCUGGGCGUGGUGUCAGUGGACAUCAGUCACAACGGAGCCAUCGCCGCCUCCAGCUCCCUCGACGCUCACAUCCGCCUCUGGGACCUGGAGUCGGGAAAACAGAUCAAGUCCAUGGAUGCUGGACCAGUCGACGCUUGGUCGGUCGCCUUCUCCCCGGACUCCAAACACAUCGCCACAGGAAGCCAUCACGGCAAGGUCAACAUCUUUGGUGUGGAAAGCGGCAAGAAGGAAUAUUCCCUGGACACCCGAGGAAAAUUCAUCCUCAGUAUAGCUUACAGCCCUGACGGUAAAUAUUUGGCCAGUGGAGCUAUCGAUGGAAUCAUUAACAUCUUUGACAUCGCCACAGGGAAGCUGCUCCACACACUGGAAGGUCAUGCCAUGCCCAUCAGAUCUCUCACCUUCUCCCCCGACUCCCAGCUGCUUGUCACCGCCUCUGACGACGGUUACAUCAAAAUAUACGAUGUGCAACAUGCUAACCUGGCUGGCACCCUGAGUGGACAUGGAUCCUGGGUUCUUAACGUCUCCUUCUCCCCAGAUAACACCCACUUUGUCUCAAGCUCGUCGGACAAGAGUGUGAAGGUGUGGGACGCCAGCUCCAGAGCCUGCAUCAACACUUUCUUCGACCAUCAGGACCAGGUGUGGAGCGUGAAGUACAACAGCAACGGCUCAAAGAUCAUCUCGGCUGGAGACGACCGCGCCAUCCACAUCUACGACUGUCCCAUGUGAUGGAGCAGGCUACAAGAGGAUCCACGCUUUAGAGCUGCUGAGUCAGAUCGUGCAGUUGAAGUUAAUGAUCAGAGGGUGGGAGGGGUUAAAAAUGUAAAUGUGGUAGAUUUUUUGCACCUGGCCCAGAAAGGUCAAAUAAAGGGGUUGUUUUUUUUAA